This is a messenger RNA of Symbiodinium natans, 2154 nucleotides long. NCBI's taxonomy places the organism in Eukaryota, Dinophyceae, Suessiales, Symbiodiniaceae. The record is from the annotation of a GenBank genome assembly.
AUGGAAGUUCUAGGCUUUGCAGGCCAGCAAGCUGAUGCAAGCAGUGCUUUGGCAACGGCGCCGGCAAGGCCGGACCUGUCUUCCGCACCGCUCAUGCGCCACAUGCAAUCCGGAGAUCUUCCGAGCUGGAUUUGGGUCGGGGAGCUGGCAGCCAUCGUGAUCACGCUCGGCUUCGUGCUCGUUGCGGUCCACUUGCAGGUGUCCGAAUGUCUGGGCCAGCGCCGGAAGAUGGUGGAAAAGGCGCAGCGGAUGGCGUAUCCUUGGACCAACCUCCCGAUCUCGGACAUCCUCAAAGUGGGCCCAACCUUCGUCACGAACUUCCAGAGUGGGCUCAGGCAGUCCUUCACCAGCAGAGGCCUCUUGCCAGGGGAGCCGGAUGAAGUGGCCUUAGCAUCCUUCCUCAUCCCGGCGGAGGCCGCAGGGUCCAAGCAGCCGAGGGCCGUCCUCGAGCGCCACGGCGGCGUGCCGCCGGGCUGCCUGGGUGGCAAGCGCGCGCUGGCUCUCCAUCUCCAGCGCUUGAAGAGAGAGGCGCUUGCACCCAUGACCUUCCUGAGCCCAGAGGCCCUGCGGAAGUCUCUGGAGCCGCGGGUUCGCUUUGCCGGGAUUGUGCAGGGCGUGGUCUCCGAGGCCCGUGCAGAUGGGCUGUGGUUUCUGAAGCACUCCACGAUGGAUCGCAAUGAGGGCGUGACGUGCUUCAAAGGAGCCCGGGAGCUGCUCAAGGCGUGGGACAAGAUGAAGAGGAAGGAGCGGAGUCGCUACGUGGCACAGGCGGAGGUGCAGCGUCCCCUGCUGAUGGAAGGGCGGAAGAUGGUCGUCCGCGCGUACGUGAUUACGCUUCCCGGCGGGCGCUGCUUCAUGAAUCGCGAGCUGCUCCUAAAGGGUCACCCAAUGUCCUACGACCCAGCCGAUCCGGACCCGCUUCGGCACGUCAUCUCGUGCGUCAAGUACGACGGCGUCGUGUCGAUGCGCGGUACCUCGUGGACGCACUACGAGAAGGUGUGGCCGAAGCUGGCGAAGAUGAUGACGACGGUGCUGGGCCACCUGGAGGGAGCGGGGGCGGUGCCCUUUGCGCUGCGGGACGACACCAUGAUAGACCUGCUCUGCCACCGCGUGGUGCAGAAGUGUCAGGACGUCCUUGACAGGAUGCGCUGGGGCCGCCAAGCGGGAGCGCUCUUGUACAACUUCAUGGGGGCCGAUAUCAUCGUGGAUGAGGAUCUCCGUCCCUGGCUCAUUGAGCUGAACCCGGGCCCCGCCAUGGGCUUCGAUCAGCGCGACCCGCAAGCGACGCAACUCCGCGCCGAAGUGAUGGAGGACCUGUGUGAGUUGCUCCUGGACCCUCUGCUACGCAGCGUGCAGGUGGCCACGAAGAGCAAGGAGGAGCGCGCGAGGUGGAGCUCUCUUCGCAAGGUGCCCACGAGUACGUCCAAGUCGGAGCAGCCAAUCAAAUGCAUGGCAUGCCCGAACUUCGAGAGCCCCAACCGGGAGGCCUAUCGGGCGCAUUGUGCCACGCCGUGGCACCAGCACAACACAACGCAGCGGAUGAUGGGGAGGCCCACCCUCACCGAAGAGGAGUAUGCGGAGCAGUUUGCGCCGCCUCCCGAAGCCGCCGAGCCACCGGCCGAGAAAGACCCCGCGCCGGAGCAGCCUCAGGCUGGCUCGGCGGAGGCCGACCUGGUCUCUGUGUGCAUAGUCUUCCGCCACAAAGAUGAGAAAUGGAGCCACAUCUUCAAGAUUCCAAGAGGCGCCAGCGUCAUGGACCUGAAGAAGGCGAUGGUCAAGCCGACCAGCCCCGAGGAUGACGUGCUCGCCUUCAGCUUGAAGAGAGGCAUGAUCAGGCCCUCGCACUUCGACACGCUGGACAGCGACGAUACUUUUGAUUUCGCCUACAUUGGCCCCGAGGCGGAUGGGGUUCGCGCCCCCUUCAUGCUCGAGGAUGCUGAAGCGCAACGGGCGCGGCGCUGUCCGCAGCUGCCGUUGCGCCAGGUGGUCGGGGGCUGCCUCCUGUUGAUGCUCGGCCUCCUCAUGGGCAGGGCCGUGAGCGCCGAGAGCAGAGGGGCGGAAGGCGCUCCCGGCCCUCCCUACGCGCCCAGCUGGCUCCUGCAGUUGCCAACGUGUGGCUUUGCCUGCUACAAGAUGGCACUUUUCAACCCCUAA